CUCAGCGGAGUCCGUCUCUCUCUCACACACACCGCCUCGGGACACAUUCUCUCACCGACUCGUGAGUUACUUCACUCGAUUCGGCGCCGUUUGUCGAAGGGGUGUGAGAGGGGAGAGAGAGAGAGAGGAGAGAGGAGAAGUUGUGAGAAGUUGGUGUGAGUUGGUGACAGCCAAAGGGCCCCUCCCUGUCCCCCCCACACACACAGCACAGCCCACACCACAGCCCUAUAAAACGGCCAUGAGCCUGUCGGCGGCCGCUAACGGGCAGGGGGGGCCGGAGGAGGGGGAGAUGCCGGCCACAGAGAAGGAGUUGGCGGAGGACGCGCCCUGGAAGAAGAUCCAACAGAACACGUUCACCCGGUGGUGUAACGAGCACCUGAAGUGCAGUCAGAAGCAGCUGUCGGAUCUGCAGAAGGACCUCACUGACGGCCUGAGGCUGAUCGCGCUGCUCGAGGUCCUCAGCCACAAGAAGAUGUACCGCAAGUACCACUCCCGCCCCAACUUCAGGCAAAUGAAGCUGGAGAACGUGUCGGUGGCUCUGGAGUUCCUGGACCGGGAGCACAUCAAACUGGUGUCCAUCGACAGUAAGGCCAUCGUGGAUGGGAACCUGAAGCUGAUCCUGGGGCUGAUCUGGACACUGAUCCUCCAUUACUCCAUAUCGAUGCCCAUGUGGGAGGACGAGGAUGAGGAGGACAAGAAGCUGACUCCCAAACAGCGGCUUCUAGGCUGGAUACAGAACAAGGUGCCACAGCUGCCCAUCACCAACUUCCACCGUGACUGGCAGGACGGCAAGGCCCUUGGGGCGCUCGUGGACAACUGUGCCCCAGGUCUGUGUCCAGACUGGCAGCGUUGGGAUCCCAAACAGCCAGUGGACAAUGCCAGGGAGGCCAUGCAACAGGCAGACGACUGGCUCGGAGUCCCACAGGUCAUUGCCCCGGAGGAGAUAGUUGACCCGAAUGUGGACGAACACUCUGUGAUGACCUAUUUGUCACAAUUCCCGAAGGCAAAGCUGAAGCCAGGAGCCCCGGUCCGCACCCAGGUCAACCCCAAGCAAGCCCGGGCCUACGGAUCAGGGAUCGAGCCACACGGUAACGUGGUUCUGAAGCCGGCGAUGUUCACGGUGGAGACAGUUGACGCUGGCCUGGGGGAGGUGCUCGUGUUCGUGGCCGAUCCCGAAGGUCACAAGGAGGAGGCCCGUGUGAUUGCCAACAACGACAAGAACCGAACUUACAGCAUCACCUACCUGCCCAGAGUAGCCGGGCUCCACAAGGUGACGGUGCUGUUUGCAGGGCAGCACAUUGACCGGAGUCCAUUUAAUGUUCAUGUUGACGUGGGUCUGGGCGACGCCAGCAAAGUGUCUGCUCGAGGCCCGGGGCUGGAGCUCAACGGCAACGUGGCCCACAAGCCCACCUACUUCGACAUUUACACCGCAGGUGCUGGAGCGGGGGAUGUGGGGGUUGUUAUCGUGGACCCUCAAGGUCGGCGGGACACGGUGGAGGUGGUCCUGGAGGACAAGGGGGACAAUGUUCUCCGCUGCACGUAUAAGCCCGUGCUGGAAGGGCCACACUCUGUCCAUGUGACCUUCGCUGGGAGCCCAGUGCCCAAGAGCCCCUUCCCCGUCAAUGUUUCUGAAGCCAGUAACCCUGCUGCAUGCCGAGCGACCGGCCGAGGCCUGCAGCCCAAGGGUAUGCGAGUCAGAGAGGCUGCGGACUUCAAGGUGUUCACCAAGGGAGCUGGCAGUGGCGAGCUCAAGGUCUCCGUCAAAGGGCCCAAAGGGACAGAGGAGCCAGUGAAGGUGCGAGAUGUGGGUGAAGGAGUGUUUGAGUGUGAAUAUUUCCCCAUCGUACCCGGCAAGUACGUGGUGAGCAUCACAUGGGGAGGUCAUGCGGUGCCCAGGAGUCCCUUUGAGGUACAGAUCGGGCCUGAGGUUGGGACACAGAAGGUUCGGGCCUGGGGCCCGGGGCUGGAGACCGGGGUUGUGGGCAAGUCCGCAGACUUUGUGGUGGAGGCCAUUGGCACCGAGGUGGGAACUCUGGGCUUCUCCAUUGAGGGCCCAUCUCAGGCUAAGAUUGAAUGUGAUGACAAGGGAGACGGUUCGUGUGAUGUUCGCUAUUGGCCCACGGAGCCUGGAGACUAUGCCGUGCAUGUCAUCUGUGACGAUGAGGACAUCAAACACAGCCCCUUCAUGGCUCACAUCCUCCCAGCUAACAACCAGGCCUUCCCAGAGCAGGUGAAGGCCUUUGGGCCGGGGCUGGAGCCGACCGGCUGCAUUGUAAACUCCCCGGCAACGUUCACCAUCGACGCUCGCACCGCAGGCAAGGGGCUCAAGAUCUACGCUCAGGAUGCGGAGGGAGCUCACAUCGAUAUCCAGGUGAAGGAUAAUGGAGACGGGACCUUUGGUUGUGUGUAUUUGCCUCUGAGACCGAUCAAACACACCAUCGUCCUGACCUGGGCCGAUGUCAACAUCCCACACAGCCCCUUCCGGGUGAUGGUAGGGGAGGGCAGUCACCCCAACAAGGUGCGUGUUUACGGCCCCGGGGUGGAGAAGGCCGGCCUGAAAGCCAACGAGCCCACGUACUUCACUGUGGACUGCAGUGAUGCCGGGCAGGGUGAUAUCAGUAUUGGUAUUAAGUGUGCUCCGGGUGUGGUGGGGCCAGCGGAGGCCGACAUCGACUUUGACAUCAUUAAGAACGACAACGACACGUUCACAGUGAAGUACACCCCACCGGGGGCCGGCCGCUACACCAUCAUGGUGCUGUUUGCCGACCAGGAGAUUCCCAUCAGCCCAUUCAGGAUCAAGGUCGAUCCAUCGCACGAUGCGGGGAAGGUGAAAGCCGAGGGUCCCGGGCUCAGCAGGACUGGUGUCGAGGUUGGAAAGCCCACACACUUCACCGUCUACACCAAAGGAGCCGGCAAAGCCAAGCUGGACGUGCAGUUUGUGGGUAUUGCCAGGGGCGAGGCCGUCAGGGAUUUUGAGAUAAUCGACAACCACGACUACUCCUACACUGUCAAGUACACCGCCAUCCAGCAGGGGAACCUGACGGUGACUGUGCUGUACGGUGGGGACCAGGUGCCGAAGAGUCCGUUCACUGUGGCUGUGGCUCCGCCUCUCGACCUGAACAAAGUCAAGGUUCAAGGACUCAAUAACAAAGUGGACGUGGGGAAGGACCAGGAGUUUGUGGUGAACACACGGGGAGCUGGGGGUCAGGGGAAGGUGGAGGUGAAGAUGAGCUCGCCCUCCCGCCGGCCGGUGCCCUGUAAGGUAGAGCCGAGCAUGGGCGAGGGUCCGGGGCAGAGCGAGCUGCACACAGUGAGGUACCUGCCCCCCGAAGAGGGGCUCUACAAGGUCGACAUCAGCUACGACGGGCACCCGGUGCCUGGGAGCCCCUUCACCGUGGAGGCUGUGCGGCCCCCCGACCCCACCAAGGUGCGAGCGUACGGGCCGGGGCUGAAGGGCGGUGUGGUGGGUAAACCAGCCCCGUUCACCAUCGAUACCAAGGGUGCGGGCACGGGGGGCCUGGGGCUGACGGUGGAGGGGCCGUGCGAGGCCAAGAUUGAGUGCCAGGAUAAUGGUGACGGUUCCUGCUCCGUGUCUUACCUGCCCACUGACCCCGGAGAGUACACCGUCAACAUCCUCUUUGCCGACGUGCACAUCCCUGGCUCCCCGUUCAAGGCUGACAUCAAGUCGCUGUUUGACCCCAGCAAGGUGACGGCCAGUGGGCCGGGGCUGGAGCGCGGGAAGGCCGGCGAGGUGGCCAGCUUCACCGUGGACUGUUCCAAGGCUGGCGAGGCCGAGCUCACCAUCGAGAUCAUCUCUGACGCCGGGGUGAAGGCCGAGGUCCACAUCCAGAACAACAGCGACGGCACCUACUCCAUUACCUACAUCCCCCAGGCACAUGGCACCUGCACCAUCACCAUCAAGUAUGGUGGACACCCCGUCCCCAAGUUCCCAGCCAGGGUCCAGGUGGAUCCCGCCAUCGACCUGAGCGGCGUCAAGGUGUUCGGGCCAGGAGUGGAGCCUCGCGGUGUGCUGCGGGAAGUGACGACGGAGUUCACUGUUGAUUGUCGCUCAGUAUCGAGGAGUGGAGGAGCUCAUGUCAAAGCUCGGAUUACCAACCCGUCCGGAGCCGCCACCGACAGCUAUGUCAGGGACAACGGGGAUGGCACGUACCGUGUGGAGUACAGUGCGUACGAGGAUGGGCUCCAUGUGAUUGAGGUGCUUUACGACGACAUCCCAUUGCCCAAAAGCCCGUUCCGUGUUGGUGUGACAGAGGGCUGUGAUCCCAGCCGUGUGCGAGCCUAUGGGCCAGGCCUGGAGGGUGGCCUAGUCAACAAACCCAAUCGCUUCACUGUGGAGACCAGGGGAGCAGGGACGGGAGGUCUGGGCCUGGCUAUUGAAGGGCCGUCGGAGGCCAAGAUGUCCUGUAAAGACAACAAGGAUGGCAGCUGCAGUGUGGAGUACAUCCCCUUCACUGCCGGCGACUACGAUGUCAACAUCACGUUCGGGGGCCAUCCCAUCCCUGGGAGUCCUUUCCGUGUACCGGUGAAGGACGUGGUGGACCCCAGCAAAGUGAAGUGCACGGGGUCGGGGCUGGGCACAAGGGUCAGGGCACAUGUCCCCCAGACCUUCACUGUGGACGCCAGCAAAGCUGGAGUUGCUCCCCUGGGAGUGCAGGUGCUCGGGCCCACAGGUGUGGCGGAAGCAGUGAAGGUGAUGGAUAAGGGAGACGGCACACAUGCUGUCUCCUACACACCAUCAGCAGACGGUCCCUACACCGUGUCUGUCAGAUACGCUGAGCAGGAGGUUCCUCGCAGCCCCUUCAAGAUCAACGUUCUCCCCACGCACGACGCCAGUAAGGUCCGAGCCAGCGGCCCCGGGCUCAACGCCUCAGGAGUGUCAGCCAGCCUGCCCCUGGAGUUCACCAUCGAUGCUCGCGAUGCGGGGGAGGGGCUGCUCACUGUGCAGAUCAUUGACCCGGAGGGGAAGCCGAAGAAAGCAAACAUCCGUGACAACGGUGACGGCACCUACACGGUGAGCUACGUGCCGGACAUGACCGGCCGCUACACCAUCACCAUCAAGUACGGUGGGGAUGAGAUCCCGUACUCCCCCUACCGCAUCCACGCCCUGCCCACCGGGGAUGCCAGCAAGUGCCUCGUCACAGUGUCCAUUGGAGGCCACGGGCUGGGCGCUGGGUUGGGCCCCACUAUACAGAUCGGGGAGGAGACGGUGAUCACAGUGGAUGCCAAGGCUGCAGGGAAGGGCAAGGUGACAUGUAAGGUGUCCACGCCGGAUGGUGCUGAGCUGGACGUUGACGUGGUGGAGAACCAGGACGGCACCUUUGACAUUUACUACACAGCCCCCGAGCCCGGAAAAUAUGUCAUCACCAUCCGCUUCGGGGGGGAACAGAUUCCCAACAGCCCCUUCCACGUGGUGGCCACCGAGGAGCCCAUUGUGCCAGUGGAUGUCGCUGACCAUGGCCUUCGUCCCUUCAGCCUGGUCAUUCCCUUCACUGUGCAGACAGGGGAGAUCACAGGUGAAGUGCGAAUGCCAUCGGGAAAAGCUGCCCGACCCAAGAUCACAGAUAACAAGGAUGGCACCGUGACUGUGAAGUUCGCUCCUAGUGAGAAGGGGCUGCACGAGAUGGACAUCAAAUACGAUGGCAACCACAUCCCAGGGAGCCCACUGCAGUUCUAUGUCGAUGCGAUAAACAGUGGUCAUGUGACUGCCUUCGGGCCUGGGCUGAGCCACGGGAUGGUGAACAAGCUGGCCUCCUUCACCAUCAUCACCAAGGAUGCCGGAGAAGGGGGUCUGUCACUGGCCGUUGAGGGUCCGUCUAAAGCUGAGAUCACAUGUCAGGACAACAAGGAUGGGACCUGCACCGUGUCCUACCUGCCAACCGCCCCUGGGGACUACAACAUCAUCGUUCGCUUCGAUGACAAGCACAUUGCAGGCAGUCCAUUCAUGUCCAAGAUCACAGGUGAUGACUCGAUGAGAACAUCACAGCUCAAUGUGGGGACAUCAGCGGAUGUUUCGCUGAAGAUCACAGAGACAGACCUGAGCCUCCUGACAGCCAGCAUCGAAGCCACGUCCGGCAGUGACGAGCCCUGCCUCCUGAAGAGACUGCCCAAUAGGCAUAUCGGAAUCUCCUUCACCCCGAAGGAGGUGGGUGAGCACGUGGUCAGUGUGAAGAAGAACGGCCGACACGUGGCCAACAGCCCCUUUAAAAUCAUGGUGGGCGCCUCGGAGAUCGGGGACGCCAGCAAGGUCAAGGUGUCAGGGAAAGGGCUGGUCGAGGGUCACACCUUUGAGGUGUCUGAAUUCAUUGUGGAUACCAGACAUGCCGGUUACGGUGGGCUGGGGCUGUCAAUCGAGGGCCCCAGCAAAGUGGACAUUAACUGUGAUGAUCAGGAGGACGGCACGUGCAAGGUCAGUUACUGUCCCACCGAGCCCGGAAACUACAUCAUCAACAUCAAGUUUGCUGAGCACCAUGUACCAGGCAGCCCGUUCACAGUGAAGAUGACAGGAGAGGGCAGGAUAAAGGAGAGCAUUACCAGACGUCGUCAGGCGCCCUCCAUAGCCACCGUGGGCAGCACCUGUGACCUGAACCUCAAGAUACCAGGGAAUUGGUUUCAGAUGGUGUCAGCCCAGGAGCGCCUGACCCGCACCUUCACGCGCAGCAGCCACACGUACACUCGCACAGAGCGGACGGAGAUCAGUAAAACUCGGGCCGGGGAGACCAAGCGCGAGGUGCGAGUGGAGGAGUCCACACAGGUCGGGGGCGAUCCCUUCCACAACGUGUUCGGGGAGUUCCUGGGCCGAGAGAGUCUGGGCACCUUCGGUAACAUAGCGAGGCCUGAGGUGGAGGUGGGGGUACAGGAGAUGAGAGCUCAGGUGACCAGCCCGAGUGGAAAGAUGGACGAUGCUGAGAUCAUCGAGGGAGAGGACAGCACGUACAGUGUGCGGUUCGUGCCGCAGGAAAUGGGGCCGCACACGGUGAACGUGCGUUACCGGGGUCAGCACGUCCCGGGCAGCCCCUUCCAGUUCACUGUGGGGCCCAUGGGCGAAGGCGGCUCACACAAGGUCCGGGCUGGGGGCCCCGGCCUGGAGAGAGGAGUGGCCGCUGUGGCAGCUGAGUUCAGUAUCUGGACGCGGGAGGCGGGGGCUGGAGGCUUGUCUAUCGCUGUUGAGGGUCCGAGUAAAGCAGAAAUCACGUUUGAGGAUCGAAAGGAUGGAUCAUGUGGAGUUUCCUACAUCGUGCAGGAGCCUGGUGAUUACGACAUCUCCAUCAAGUUUAAUGAGGAGCACAUCCCGGACAGUCCCUUCAUCGUCCCCAUCGCAUCCCCCUCAGACGCUGCUCGGAGGCUCACGGUCACCAGCCUGCAGGAGUCGGGGUUGAAGGUGAACCAGACGGCGUCGUUUGCGGUUCAGCUGAACGGAGCGCGAGGCGUCAUCGAUGCCAAAGUUCGCACACCGUCCGGAGCCGUGGAGGAGUGUUAUGUAUCUGAGCUGGACAGCGAUAAAUACGCAAUCCGUUUCAUUCCACGGGAGAACGGCAUCCACUCCAUCCACGUCAAGUUCAACUCCAGCCACAUCCCAGGCAGCCCCUUCCGCAUCCGUGUGGGGGAGCCAGGCCAGACCGGGGACCCUGGGCUAGUGACUGCCUGUGGCCCAGGCUUGGAGGGAGGAGUAACAGGAGUUGCCGCUGAUUUUGUGGUGAACACGUGUGGCGCUGGGGCGGGCGCUCUCUCUGUCACCAUCGAUGGCCCCUCGAAGGUCAAGAUGGAUUGUCAGGAAUGUCCAGACGGCUACAGGGUUAUCUACACCCCAAUGGCCCCCGGCAGCUACCUCAUCUCCAUCAAGUACAGUGGCCCGCAGCACAUCGUGGGUAGCCCCUUCAAGGCCAAGGUCACAGGAGUCCGCCUGUCUGGGGGACACAGUUUACACGAGACAUCCAGUGUGCUGGUGGAGACAGUGACAAAGUCGGCCACAGUGGGCGGAGGGUACGGGCCGCUGCCCAAGUUCACGUCUGACGCCAGCAAAGUGGUGUCUCGAGGCCAAGGCCUGUCCAAGGCCUUCAUUGGACAGAAAAACGUCUUCACAGUAGAUUGUAGCAAAGCAGGGAGCAACAUGCUGAUGGUGGGAGUUCAUGGGCCGAAGACGCCAUGUGAGGAGGUGUAUGUGAAACACAUGGGGAAUCGUGUGUAUAACGUGACCUACACUGUCAAGGAGAAGGGCGACUACAUCCUGAUCGUCAAGUGGGGGGACGAAAGUGUUCCCUGCAGUCCUUUCCACGUCGCUGCCACCUGAGACCCAGCCUGCCUGGCGCUGCACAGAAUACACUGACUUUACCCCCAAAAAUUGAAAUCACCUUAAACAAAACAGAAAAUGUCAGAUUAGUUGAAGUAAAAGAAGAUUUUCCCGGAUUCUUAUUUCCAGACAGGUCUCGGCCUGUGUGCGGGCGACAGGGCAAACCAAACUGAUCCCAAACUGACCUGAUUCCCUCGUUUCUCUUCCUGCCUUUUGUAAAAGUUCCUGAUCUCAAA
Callorhinchus milii (elephant shark) is the source of this 8544-nucleotide messenger RNA. RefSeq names its product filamin C, gamma b (actin binding protein 280) (gene flncb). Gene Ontology annotation, molecular function: actin filament binding. Lineage: Eukaryota; Metazoa; Chordata; Chondrichthyes; Chimaeriformes; Callorhinchidae. The record is from RefSeq and is a predicted model, not a curated record. Gene Ontology annotation, biological process: actin cytoskeleton organization.